Molecule: messenger RNA, 1614 nt
Organism: Mesorhabditis belari
Lineage: Eukaryota; Metazoa; Nematoda; Chromadorea; Rhabditida; Rhabditidae
Source: the annotation of a GenBank genome assembly
AUGCGCGCUCUUCGAGUUGCUAUCGGUGUUUCCGGCGGUGUUGAUUCAGCCGUCUCUGCGAGUCUUUUAAAGAAAGCCGGCCAUGAAGUCGUUGCAGUGCACAUGAUAAACUGGGACCCUCGUGAAGAAGGAACGUCAAAAUGCGACCAAUCUUUUGAUUCAGCUGUGGCUCGACGAGUUUGCCAACAUUUGGAUAUCCCCUACAAGACGGUGAACUUUGUACGAGAAUAUUGGAACGAGGUGUUUAGACAAAUGAUUGAUAACUACACGAUCGGACGAACCGUUGUACCGGAUAUUGCUUGCAAUCGCUUCAUCAAAUUUCAACACUUUCACGACUACUGUAUAAAGAAUCUUGACGCUGAUCUCGUUGCUACUGGCCAUUACGUUUCUACCUCGAUUGAAAGUGAAUUGAUGGCUGGCAAGAAUCCCUCAAAUUUGAAUGCCGACUUGUUGGCGGGAAUCGACCCAAUAAAAGAUCAAUCUUUCUUUUGUGUCUAUGAAAUCGCAAAGCAAGAAGGACUGAUUGAAGUAGCGAACAAGAAAGAGAGCAUGGGCAUAUGUUUUGUGGGAAAACGGAAGAAUUUCACAACUUUUAUGGAUCAGUACAUAGAGCCAAGACCGGGCCUGAUAAAAACGAUUGCUGGGAAAAUUGUCGCUGAGCAUACGGGUAUUCAUCAUUUCACUAUUGGAAAACGGGUACUUUAUCAGGGCGAUCACUUGGGGUAUUUUGUCGUCGAACUUGAUCCAAAAACAAACACCGUACUUGUGUGCAGUGGAUCACACCAUCCAAGGCUUUUUGCGCAAGAAUUUGUGAUCCGAACGCCCGAAUGGAUAUCGAUAAAUCCUUUGAAAAACCAUCUCGACGUGAGAUUUCGAAUUCAACGCACUCAUCCCGUAAUCAAAUGCCGUUUGGAGACAAGUCUCAAGGAUGGAAAAGAAGUAAUCACGGUAAAAACACAGAUUCCGGUUCGAGCCGUUGCCCCUGGACAGAUGUGUGUCUUCUACGCGGACCGCGUGUGCCUUGGCGGUGCGCAUACCGAAUUGAUCUUGUUGGUGAUCGUUUCCUCGACUCGUAUCCAACCAAUUCUCUACGAGGUUUUCUUUUGUUUCUCCGUUUUCGUUGAGCGUCUCGUCGCCACUCGAAAACUCGCCGUUUACGAGAAAUCGAAAUAUUGGCCUCUGUCGACAUUGUUGAUUCUGUUGAAUACUCUCGUCUCAAUCAUUUGCACCUAUGCGAUCAUCUAUUAUCUCUACGAUCACUACUUUUUGAUAUUGUUCAUCUUUUUUCCGAUCAUCGCUUUCAUCGCUUUGUUCUCGUUUUGGUGCCUCCAUCAAUUGUAUCUCUGGAAUCAUCGAGAAUUACAAACAAUGACAUCAUUUGUUGAAGUGAAAAAUUUUCACGAGAAAACCUAUGCAAACGAUGCGUAUUUGAGUCGACGAUUUCAGUUGACCGAAAAUAUUGAAGUGUUGAAGUUAAUGCACACGAUUUUUAAAGUGCACUCGGUGUGCAGUCUAGUCGGAGUAUUUCUCAGCGGGAUUCCCAUGGUUUUCCUCGAUUUCAACACCGAAAUCGCGCAAAUGAUGCUCGUUUUUUUCGAUUUAGUUAUCAUUGUG